AUGGCAGAAACUGUAGUGUCAUUUGUUUUGGAAGAACUCUGCCAAUUUGUAAAAGAAGAAAGAACUUUGGUGACGGGGGUUGAAAGAGACUUCAUUGACAUCAAAGAUGAACUUGAGAACAUCCAAGCCUUCCUCAAGGACGCAGACACAAAGGCUGAUGAUGAUGGCGGUGGAGGAGGAUCCAAUGGAGUCAAAACUUGGGUGAAGCAGGUGAGAGAAGCGUCUUUUCGCAUAGAAGAUGUGAUUGAUGAGUAUAACAUGUAUGAAGCACAAAGAGUCAACCAUUCUAUAUUCAGAUCUGCACUCCAAAUGAUUCCUGGUUUGACCAAAACCAUGAAUCCGCAUCACCAGAUUGCUUCUGAGAUUCAAGACAUCAUGUUAUCACUUGGUAAAAUCAAAGAAAGAAGUACAAGGUUUGAGUUUCUGUCUGAAAGUGGAUCAGGAAGUAGCUCUAGAGGGACUAAAGCUCCUAGAAUUGGUGAUCCUCGAAUGGCUCCUUAUUUCAUUGAAGAGACUCAAGUUGUAGGGUUUGAGUCCCCAAGAGAUGAAUUGGUUAGUUGCUUGGUGGGGGGAAACAAUGAGCUCAUGUUGGUUUCUGUGGUUGGCAUGGGAGGACUCGGGAAAACCACUCUCGCUAAGCAUGUUUUUGAUAACCAGCUAGUGAAAAGAAACUUUGAUUGUAGAUCUUUCAUCACAGUUUCUCAAUCAUACACUAUCAGAGAGUUGUUGACAGAUAUGGUAAAGAAAUUUUGCAAGGACAACAAUGAGCCUAUUCCGAAGGGUCUGCUAAAGAUGGAUGACGAAACAUUGAUUACUCAUGUGAGACAAUACCUUGAGUCAAAGAGGUACUUAGUGUUUUUCGAUGAUGUUUGGAAAGAAAAUUUUUCUGAUGAGAUUGAACAUGCCUUAAUUAGUAAUAACAAAGGAAGUAGAAUUAUUGUGACCACUAGAAUGAUGCAUGUAGCUGAAUAUUUUAAGAAAUCUUUUCCUGUUCAUGUUCACAAGCUACAACCUUUGCCUCCAAACAAAGCAUGGGAACUGUUUUGCAACAAGGCAUUUAGAGGGCAGUGUCCAACAGAACUUGAGGAUGUGACCGAAGAAAUUGUUCAAAAGUGUGGAGGGCUACCGCUAGCAAUUGUGGCCAUCGGCGGUCUUUUAUCAACAAAAGCCAAAACCAUUUUUGAGUGGGAAAAGGUGAGUCGAAAUCUGAGAAUGGAGUUAGAUCGCAAUGUGCAUUUGACUAGUCUAGUCAAAAUUUUAUCUCUUAGCUAUGAUGACUUGCCUUACCAUUUGAAAUCAUGCAUGUUAUAUUUUGGUAUAUAUCCUGAGGACUAUGCAAUCUAUAGGAAGAGACUUACAAGGCAAUGGAUGGCUGAAGGGUUUGUUAGGCAUGAGGAUAGAAGAACCUUGGAAGAAGUUGCUGAAGAGUACCUGACAGAGUUGAUACAAAGAAGUUUGGUUAAUGUUUUCAAAGUUGGCUUAAAUGGGAGAGUCAAAAGUUGCCAAGUUCAUGAUUUGUUGCGUGAAGUGAUCAUUAGAAAAAUAAAAGAUUUAAGUUUUUGUCAUUUGUGCCAUAAAGACGAUGAACAAGUCACUGUUGGAAUAACUAGACGCUUUUCUAUAGCAGCUAUCUCCAACAAUGAUUUGAGAAACACUAGUAGCUCAGGAAUUCGUGCUAUAUUUGUUUUCCACAAAGGUGAAUUUUCUAAACAUUUCAUACAUGGAUUAUCUGCGAAGUUCAAACUUUUGAAAGUGCUUGAUUUUCAGAAUACUUUGUUGAAAUCUAUUCCUGAUAACUUGGGGAAUCUUUUCCAUCUAAGGUACUUGAACUUGAGUUUUACAAAAGUUACCGCUCUUCCAAAAUCUAUUGGUAAGUUAGUCAACUUAGAAACCUUGGAUUUGAGGCAAUCUCGCGUGCGUGAGUUACCAAAAGAGAUAAGCAAGCUCACAAAGCUAACGCUUCUUCCAGUUUAUUAUAGAAAAUAUGAAGGGCCUUAUUCUAUAUUGAACUUCACAACUGGUGUGCAAAUGCAAGAGGGUAUUGGGUGUUUGAUAUCUUUAGAAAAACUUUACUUUCUGGAAGCCGAUCAUGGUGGAAUAGACCUUAUCCAAGAGCUCAAAAAGUUGAAACAAUUAAGGAAGUUAGGCAUAAGACGUGUCCGGCGAGAAUAUGGAAAUGUAUUAUGUGCUACAAUACAAGAGAUGAAGCACCUUGAAUCUCUUAAUAUUACUGCUAUAACUGAGGAAGAGAUCAUUGACUUGGAUUCUGUAUCAACUCCACCUAAUCUUAAAGUGCUCAACUUGAAAAGUAGAUUAACAAAGUUGCCUAAAUGGAUUCCAAAUCUCAAGUACCUUGUGAAGCUAAGACUUGGCUUAUCUAACUUCAAAGAUGAUCCACUAGAGUCGUUAAAGAAUUUGCCUAAUUUGUUGAGGCUGAAUUUGUGGGAUGAUGCCUUUUCUGGUGAAAGAUUGCAUUUUCAAAAAGGAGGGUUUUAUAAGCUGAUAGAGUUGGAUCUCACUAGAUUAAAUAGACUAAAAUCUGUGUCUAUAGACAAAGAAGCUUUACUUGGGCUUGAAGACUUCAGAUUUAACAACAACCCUCAAUUGAAGGUGGUACCCCAAGACCUCCAAAACUUGAAAAACCUUCAACUCCUUGAAUUGAUUGACAUGCCAGCUGAACUGGUUGAUAGCAUUGAUCUAGACAAAGGUGGACCAUACCAAUGGAUUAUCAAUCAUAUUCCCCUUGUACUGAUUCGUCAGAAAGUAGGAUCAAGUUAUCAUGAUUAUGAGUUGCGCCCGAUUCCUACUCAACUCAAUAUCUAA
Molecule: messenger RNA, 2823 nt
Organism: Lathyrus sativus (Indian pea)
Lineage: Eukaryota; Viridiplantae; Streptophyta; Magnoliopsida; Fabales; Fabaceae
Source: the annotation of a GenBank genome assembly